AUGAAAUAAUAUUAUUUGGAGUAGUUCUAAGAGUAAGAUAGAUAAAUAAAUGUAAAUGGUGAUUUGAUGAGAGGAUUGUAUAUACAUUACUUAUUAAAUCUUUUUAAAGUAUAUUAGUUAUUACAUCAUUAUUUGUACUGUCAAUAGUUUUAAUACUUAUCAAUCGUAAGUAAUUAAAGCCCAAUAAUUUAUUAUCAUUAUAAUGAUCAAAAACUGUUUAUAUUUUUAUAAUUACAAAUUAACAAUUUGUAUCUUUCUUCGUCUUUAAAUCAAAAAUAAGAAAACAAAAAAAUAAAUAAUAAAUUAAUAAAAAUUUUACAUAGCAAAAAAGUAAUUCAACUAAAGAAUAAAAAUUAUUCAUUCGUAUUUACCUAAUCAAUUAAAAAUAAUCAUACAUAAUAAGUCAUGCAUUCUUUAAAAUCCUUGCAAAAUGUUAACAAGAUGUUAUUCUAAAAGAAUAUCUUCUCCUUCUCAUCUAAGGUUUAUACAUGUGCCAAAGAAGCUACUAAGGAUAUUUUCGAUGGUGCUAAGAUCCUUGUAGGUGGUUUUGGUGUAUGUGGUGUUCCUGAGAACCUUAUUAAGGCUGUCCAACAAAACGGUCCCAAAAACCUCACUAUUGUCUCUAAUAAUUGUGGUUUGAAGGAUUACGGUCUUGGUUUAUUGCUCAAUACUCGUUAAGUCAAAAGAAUGAUUUCAUCAUAUGUUGGUGAAAACGAUGAAUUUGAAAGAUAAUACUUAAAGGGUGAACUCGAAGUUGAAUUAACUCCCUAAGGUACUCUUGCUGAAAAAUGUCGUGCUGCUGGUCAUGGUAUCCCCGCCUUCUAUACUCCUACUGGUGCUCAUACUUUGAUUGAAUAAGGUGGUUUCCCCAUUAAGUACAAGUAGGGAUCUCACGAACCUGAAAUUGUUUCAGCUCCUAAGGAACGCAGAAACUUCAAUGGCAAAGAAUACAUCUUAGAAGAGACUAUUUUUGGUGAUUUUGCUCUUGUUAAGGCUAAAAAGGCUGAUAGAUACGGCAACUUAGUUUUCAACAGAACUGCUCGUAAUUUCAACUAAGAUAUGGCCACUGCCUCCAGAUGUGUUAUUGCAGAAGUUGAAGAAAUAGUUGAAAAUGGUGAAAUCGAUCCUGAUCACGUCCAUAUUCCUGGUGUCUUCGUCCAUAGAGUUUAUAAAUCUGAAAAUGUUAGCAAACGUAUUGAAAAAUUAACUUUGGACUAAGGCGACUAAAAGGACACAUCAGCUAGCUUCAAGAUUCGUGAAAAGAUUAUUAAGAGAGCUGCUUAAGAAGUCACAAACGGUAUGUACGUUAAUUUGGGUAUCGGUAUUCCAACUCUUCUUCCUAACUACCUUCCCAAAGGUGUCAACAUUGAACUCCACUCAGAAAAUGGUAUUAUUGGUAUUGGUAAAUAUCCCAAGCCUGGCUAAGAAGACUCUGAUAUCAUCAAUGCAGGCAAGGAAACUAUUACAUUGUUACCUGGUAGCAGUAUCUUCUCCAGCAGUUUGAGUUUCGGUAUCAUCAGAGGUGGUCACUUAGACCUUACCAUGCUUGGUGCUAUGCAAGUCAGUAAGGAAGGUGAUAUUGCUAACUGGAUCAUCCCUGGUAAGAUGGUUAAAGGUAUGGGCGGUGCUAUGGAUCUUGUCUAAAGUGGCAGUAAAGUUAUUGUUGUUAUGGAACACACUGCUAAGGGCAAACAUAAACUCCUCAACAGCUGCAGUCUUCCCUUGACUGGUAAAUCUGUUGUUGAUAAAGUUAUUACUGAAAAGGCUGUCUUUGAAAAGAGAGAUGGUGUUUUAGUUUUGACUGAAAUAGCUCACGAAUCUUCUUUGGAAGAUAUCAAGUCUACAACUGGAUUCAAUUUUGAAGUAGUUUCAAACCCUGCCAGAUUCUGA
Molecule: messenger RNA, 1890 nt
Organism: Tetrahymena thermophila SB210
Lineage: Eukaryota; Ciliophora; Oligohymenophorea; Hymenostomatida; Tetrahymenidae
Product: succinyl-CoA:3-ketoacid-coenzyme A transferase
Exons: 5
Molecular function (GO): CoA-transferase activity
Source: RefSeq, a predicted model, not a curated record